Ooceraea biroi (clonal raider ant) is the source of this 1996-nucleotide messenger RNA. RefSeq names its product cytochrome P450 6A1. NCBI's taxonomy places the organism in Eukaryota, Metazoa, Arthropoda, Insecta, Hymenoptera, Formicidae. Gene Ontology annotation, molecular function: iron ion binding; heme binding; oxidoreductase activity, acting on paired donors, with incorporation or reduction of molecular oxygen. The record is from RefSeq and is a predicted model, not a curated record.
CGCAUAAUUUAUUCCAUCUCAAACAAAUAAUAUAACAGCACUGGAACGCAGUUAUUAACAGCGCAAAAACGCAAACGAGUUCGACGAUAACGCGCUGAUAAGUCACACUUACAUUUUUCUGACGAUAUUUGAUAAUGACUCGGCUUAAAAUCUAACUAUAACAUUCGUGACGCGCAGUCGAGCGAGAUUGCUCACCGGACGAAAAUCGGACGAGAACCGAAUGAGGACAACGAGUCAAAUCGUAGUUUGACGCAGUUGUGAUUAACAAUUAACAGCUAUUCACCAUGGCUUACAACAUUUUGCUCGGGAUCAUCACGCUCCUCCUGGCCGUAUAUUAUUUCAUCAGGGUGAAGUACAACUACUGGAAGGCUCGCGGUGUGAAGGGACCAACGCCGUUGCCCCUCGUCGGCAACUUUGGCGGGAUCUUCUUCAACAAGACUUCGGUGGUGGAAUUCCUGAAGAAAGUCUACAACGAAUACAAGAGUGAGCCGCUGAUAGGGGUCUACUCGGGGGUUAAUCCCAUCCUGGUGGUGAAGGAUCCCGCGUUCAUAAAGGACAUCCUCAUCAAAGACUUUUCCGUCUUCGCCAAUCGCGGUACAUUUGCACGUGACACGGUAGACGUAUUCGCUUCCAAUCUCUUCAGGAUCGAGGCGCAGCGAUGGCGACCGCUCAGAGCCAAGCUCUCGCCAACCUUCUCGUCCGGCAAGCUGAAGAACAUGUUCUAUCUCCUGAAACAGUGCGCGAAUAACUUCGGGCAGUACUUGGAUCGCCUGGUAGCGCAGGAGAAGAUUAUCGACUGUCCCGCGAUCACGUCCAAGUUUACCGCGGACGUGAUAGGCACCUGCAUCUUCGGGAUUGAUAUGAAGGCGUUAGGCAAUGACAAGUGCGAGUUCCUGGAGAUGGGCAAGAAGAUGAUGAAGCCGAGACUGAAGGUGCGGAUGAAGGAGUUCGUGAGGAACUGGCCGUGGCUCUUUGACAUCGUUGGCAACUUCUUGCUCGACCACGACAUCAUCGAGUACUUCAUGACGAUGGUCACCAAGACGAUCGACUACAGAGUGAAGCACAACAUCAUCAGGCACGACUUUAUGGAUAUACUCACGGACCUCAAGAAAAAUCCGGAGCAACUUCCUGAACUAGAAGUGACAGACAAGCUGAUCGUGGCACAGGCAGUCGCGUUCUUCAUCGCAGGUUUCUUCACAUCGUCGAACGUGAUGAGCCACCUGCUGUACGAGCUGGCCUUGAACCCGCACAUGCAGGAAAGGCUCAGGACGGAGAUCACAGAGGCGGUUGAGGAGACCAACGGUGACAUGGAAUACGACAACUUGAAAAAGAUGGAUUACCUUGAAGCGGUUUUCAAAGAGAGCUUGAGGAAGUACCCGGCAGUGACUCACCUCAUGAGAGAGUCGCUCGAGGACUACACCUUCUCCGGGACGCAGGUGCACAUCCCGAAGGGACAGUCGAUCUGGAUACCGGUGUACUCGCUCCACCUUGACCCUACAUUCUACCCUGACCCGCACGUCUUUGAUCCCGAGCGGUUCAUGAAGAACGACGGGGACUUGGGAAACUCGGUGCCCUACCUGGGAUUCGGAGACGGAUCCAGGAAUUGCAUCGGUGCCCGUUUCGCAGUGCAACAGACCAAGGUCGGCAUAAUAGAGAUCCUGAAGAACUUCAAGGUGGACGUGUGCGAGAAGUCUACGUUCAAAUACGGCGACCAGCCGCGGCUGUUCCUGCUUACGGCAAGCGAGGGCACGUAUCUGAAGUUGACGAGACUCGGCAAGGACUGAUCUCCCACGGUACAGUUGCGGACGUAAUCCUUUCAAUAGUGUUACUAUUGUAUAAUAUUCAUAGUGCAUUUAUUUUCCUAGCUUCUACGCUGUUGUUAAUUAAAACUAACGUAAAAAAUAUCUCUAAGAUUGUCGCGUCUGAGUCAAGAAUGAUGCUGGCGGACGCUUGUAUGCGUUUAAUAAAAUAAAUAACAAUAUUUCUAUUAAGACGA